GGCGUCACGUACUCCAUGGUAACGACGCGCAGCUCAAAGAUGGCGCCGGAAUGGGUCGGAGGAGCGGGUUCCUCGGGCGAAGGCCCGGGCCCAAGCCGGUGGCGCUGGAGCGGUUCUUUAUGGGUCCGAGGCGUUUUACUCCUGUUGGGUGGGCUCCGGGCAAGCGCUACAUCUAUUCCUGUCUCCUUGGGCAGUUCCCCUCCCUGCCGGCACCACGUCCCCUCUGACACCGAGGUAAUAAAUAAGGUCCAUCUGAAGGCAAAUCAUGUUGUAAAGAGAGAUGUUGAUGAACAUUUAAGAAUCAAGACUGUCUAUGAUAAAAGUAUUGAAGAGUUGCUUCCUGAAAAAAGAAACCUUGUUAAGAACAAACUUUUUCCACAAGCUAUUUCUUAUUUAGAGAAGACUUUUCAGGUUCGUAGACCUGCAGGCACUAUUUUACUUAGCAGACAAUGUGCAACAAACCAAUACCUACGGAAGGAAAAUGAUCCCCAUAGAUACUGUACUGGGGAAUGUGCAGAGCAUACAAAAUGUGGCCCAGUUAUAGUGCCUGAAGAGCAUCUCCAGCAAUGCAGGGUCUGCCGUGGAGGUAAGUGGCCCUGUGGAGCAGUGGGUGUGCCAGACCAAGAGGGUGUCCGGGAUGCUGACUUCGUUCUUUAUGUUGGUGCUCUGGCCACUGAGAGGUGCAGCCAUGAAAACAUCAUCUCUUAUGCAGCCUAUUGUCAGCAGGAAGCAAAAAUGGACAGGCCAAUAGCAGGAUAUGCUAACCUGUGUCCAAAUAUGAUCUCUACCCAGCCUCAGGAAUUUAUUGGAAUGCUGUCCACAGUGAAACAUGAAAUUAUUCAUGCCCUGGGUUUCUCUGCUGGUUUAUUUGCAUUCUACCAUGAUAAAGAUGGAAAUCCUCUAACUUCAAGAUUUGCAGAUGGUCUCCCACUUUUUAAUUACAGUCUUGGGUUAUAUCAAUGGAGUGAUAAAGUAGUUCAAAAAGUGGAGAGAUUAUGGGAUGUUCGAGAUAACAAGAUAGUUCCUCAUACUGUAUAUCUCCUAGUAACACCUCGUGUUGUGGAUGAAGCACGAAAACAUUUUAACUGUCCAAUUUUAGAAGGAAUGGAACUUGAAAAUCAAGGUGGUAUGGGCACUGAGCUCAACCAUUGGGAAAAGCGAUUAUUAGAGAAUGAAGCAAUGACUGGCUCUCACACCCAGAACCGAGUCCUCUCUCGAAUCACUCUGGCAUUGAUGGAGGACACUGGCUGGUAUAAAGCUAAUUAUAGCAUGGCUGAGAAGUUAGAUUGGGGCCGAGGAAUGGGCUGUGACUUUGUCAGGAAGAGCUGUAAAUUCUGGAUUGAUCAGCAGAGGAAAAAGAGGCAGAUGCUGAACCCUUAUUGUGACACACUCAGAAGUAAUCCAUUGCAGUUAACUUGCAGACAGGACCAGAGAGCAGUUGCAGUGUGUAAUUUGCAGAAGUUUCCAAAACCUUUGCCUCGAGAAUACCAGUAUUUUGAUGAACUCAAUGGCAUACCUGAAGAAGAUUUGCCUUAUUAUGGUGGUUCAGUAGAAAUUGCUGACUACUGCCCUUUCAGUCAGGAAUUCAGUUGGCAUUUAAGUGGUGAAUAUCAGCGCAGCUCAGAUUGUAGAAUAUUGGAAAAUCAACCAGACCUUUUAAAAAACUACGGUGCUGAAAAGUAUGGACCUCAUUCAGUUUGUCUAACUCAGAAAUCAGCUUUUGUCAUGGAAAAGUGUGAAAGGAAGCUGAGUUACCCAGACUGGGGGAGUGGAUGUUAUCAGGUUUCUUGCUCUCCACAAGGUCUAAAGGUUUGGGUCCAAGAUACUUCAUAUUUGUGUAGUCGGGCUGGGCAGGUCCUCUUCGUUAGUAUUCAGAUGAAUGGCUGGAUUCACAAUGGAAACCUGCUCUGUCCAUCCUGUUGGGACUUCUGUGAACUCUGUCCUCCAGAAACAGAUCCUCCAGCUGCUAACUUGACCCGAGCUCUACCACUGGAUCUCUGUUCCUGUUCCUCUAGCCUGGUGGUCACCCUCUGGCUACUGCUAGGCAAUUUAUUUCCUCUGCUGGCUGGAUUUCUUCUGUGUGUAUGGCACUAGGAAUGGAAAAGUGAAUUCUCAAGGCAUUCCUUCAUGUCAUGUUUCUCUGAACAAAGCACAAAAAUCUGGGCGAGCACCAGCCUAUGCAGAUGGCGGAAGUGGCAUUCCUGACUUCGGCCUGAAAGUGUUGCCCACAAUCAGACCUUGAAGCACAGCUUCACAGCAGUCCCUCUUCAUCAGCAACCCAACAGCCUCAGCUGGGAGAAGGGGAAGGAAUUCCAGGUCAUCAAGUCUCUUUAUU
Molecule: messenger RNA, 2335 nt
Organism: Molossus molossus (Pallas's mastiff bat)
Lineage: Eukaryota; Metazoa; Chordata; Mammalia; Chiroptera; Molossidae
Gene: LMLN
Product: leishmanolysin like peptidase
Exons: 17
Coding region: 16-2094 (692 amino acids)
Biological process (GO): proteolysis; cell adhesion
Cellular component (GO): cytoplasm; membrane
Molecular function (GO): metalloendopeptidase activity
Source: RefSeq, a predicted model, not a curated record